GACAUACACAUACACAUAUGCAUCUCACAUGUGAGUCAUUUGGUGGAGGCCCUGCACAGAGGUGGACAUGAAUAUAUUAUCCGCAGUAUAGCACAGACAUAGGCCUAUUUUACCUCUACAGUAUAUUUUUACAAUGCUGUGCCACUCAGGACAAACGAUGAGUGACUGUGUUGAGUGAAGCACCCUGCUCCUCAGCUGCUGCUACUCUGUACUGGGCUAAAACUGAGGGUGUGGCCUCUGAACUGAAGACACUGUGAGGAGGACUACAAUAAAUCCAACUUUAAAUUAUUGGGUUUUUUUACCUAUUGAUUUAUCCAUGAAACCAACCAGCUCAGGCAGUGCCCAGAGGAUUAUUGAAAGGCUGUAUUUUUCCUGCUAAAAAAGGUUUAUUGACAACUUGGCUCAUCUAGAGGGCACUGCUGCUCUCCUCUGUUGCUGCUGUCUCCUCUUGACCUCUUACCCUACCACCAUCAGCUGCCUUCAGUCAGUAUGAUGUCAGAUGAAUACCUGGUGGACUGUAACAUUGAAGAUGGUGAAGAUGAGGAGGAGGAGGAGGAUGAUUAUGCAGCUGAGGAGAUGAAGCUGUAUCUUGUAGCACCUCCCCCUCCCCCACCCCAGUUCUCCUCCUCCACCUCCUCCGUGUCCAUCACACCAGAGCAAUCGCUUCAAGACUUUGGCUCAAGGGAUCCCCACGGAGUCAACAAGCACCUUCAGGUAGAGUUCAGUGAUGUUUUAGCAGAGCCUGUCUCGACCCACACCUAUGACCGCGUGUGGGUGUACAGUGGCAUUGGGUUCAAGUCUGCGCGGAUCUGGAGCUACCGCUGCCUGACCGUGCUGUGUGCCGUCCCCGUGUCCCUACUCUCAGGCCUCCUCUUUGCCCUGCUUGCCUGUCUACAUAUCUGGUGUCUGAUGCCCUGUAUUCAGGUAUUUCACACGUGCCUGCCUUGUCUGCGGUCUCUUUGGAUGAGUGUAGUCCAUAUAUUCAUCAAACCACUCUGUGAAUCUGUUUCUCGCUGCUACACUAGCCUUUACGUCGCCCUCUCCAAGGACUAACUAACAUGAGGUGGUGAUGGAGGCCUUUCCCCGGCUUCUCUAAAAUGUGUCCGAAAAGUAGGCCUUGGGUGCCAAUGUUGUGUUUGGGAUCUUUAGAGUAGGCCUACAUGGACCUACAAAACAUGGAAUAUGCUUGAAAUGUUACUGUUACACAACAGGCUUAUAUACAAUGUAUUUUAAGUGAAUUACACUAGUGUUUAGAGGUAGGGUGCGCACAUCCACAAGUAGUUGUCCAGGUGCCAGACAAAAGGUAGUAGGUAGUGUGAUGAAGCGGUCUGCACACUGUGUAUUAACUCCAAAAAUACUUUAUUUCAUUUUUACAUACGGCAACGUUUCGAUCCAGCAGAGGGAUCUUCCUCAGGCAAUGAGAACAAUGGUCUGAGUUGACUUAUAUCACAUGACCUACAGGUAGGCCACCUGGCAGAAAGGUGAGCGCACCCUAAGGUGACAAGUGGCAUAUCAUGCGCCUUGACGCACUGGCAUACAAAAUCAAGACCAGUGAUCACAACCGGUGGUCAGAAGAAAACAAAAAAACAAAAACAGAAAAACAAAACAGAUUAAGUGAAUUACACUUGCCAGAACUGAAGCUGCACCUGUGCAUAAUGUUUUGUUUGUUGUUUAUGACUGUGUCUAUGGCUGUAUCAUGUCAUGUUUUCUUGCUAUAGAAGGAAACUUCAGUGUGCAUUUUGUAUUCUUCAUAAAAUAAAUGAUGGA
Molecule: messenger RNA, 1767 nt
Organism: Engraulis encrasicolus (European anchovy)
Lineage: Eukaryota; Metazoa; Chordata; Actinopteri; Clupeiformes; Engraulidae
Gene: cav4b
Product: caveolin 4b
Exons: 4
Coding region: 490-1053 (187 amino acids)
Biological process (GO): regulation of cytosolic calcium ion concentration; cell differentiation; caveola assembly
Cellular component (GO): caveola; focal adhesion; sarcolemma
Molecular function (GO): molecular adaptor activity
Source: RefSeq, a predicted model, not a curated record